Molecule: messenger RNA, 343 nt
Organism: Ambispora leptoticha
Lineage: Eukaryota; Fungi; Glomeromycota; Glomeromycetes; Archaeosporales; Ambisporaceae
Source: the annotation of a GenBank genome assembly
AACAAAGAGAAGCAUUCCAGAAGUGUAUAUCGAUUCUUCUCAAGCCCAUUGCUGAUGAACCAGAGAUUCAUUACAUUAUGCGUGGAAAUAUAAUUACCUUCAUCCCACGAAUAUCAACCAUUAUUGCCUAUUUGGUUGAAGCCCAAAAGUUUACAAACGUUUAUCAACCAUCUUUCACCAGAAAACCAUGCCCAAAAUGCUUGGUAUCAAGGGAUAACUUGAAUAAUACUAAUUUAACAAGUAUGAUUUCAAGAACUCCAAAUACUAUGAGGCAAGCGAUAUGUAGCGGUAAUGAUCUUGAUUAUUCAAUUCAUCCUGAAAAUAAUGCAUUUUGGGAUAUAAG